This is a messenger RNA of Ostreococcus tauri, 1152 nucleotides long. RefSeq names its product Peroxin-3. The record is from RefSeq and is a predicted model, not a curated record. Bases 1 to 1152 code for a protein of 383 amino acids. The transcript has a single exon. Lineage: Eukaryota; Viridiplantae; Chlorophyta; Mamiellophyceae; Mamiellales; Bathycoccaceae.
AUGACGACGCGCGCGCGAUGGCGACGUCGCGCGUCGACGCUCGCGACGGUGGCGGCGAUCGGGUUAGGAUGGUCCUAUCUCGCCUCCGAGCGCGCGCGCGCGUGGCGAGCGCGUCUACGGGCGGUUUUGAAUGAUUUUGGUUUUGAAUCAGCGCCGGAUGCGCGCGAGGGGACUUUGGCGACGAAUGCGGGAGGUAUGACGGACGAUGAUUCGCGUGAAAACGAGUCUUCGGCGGAUGAUAAAUUAUCUCGAGAGAUGGCGCGGGUGAACGGGAUCACGAAGACGGUCGCGGCGCCGGGACGAAUGGCGGCGUUGCGGAGAGGAUUGAACGAGGCGCUGGGGCGGGAGAGCGAGACGCCGGAGGAAAAGUUGGGAAAGGCGUGCGUCGCGCUCGCGGCGGCGAGUGCGAUGGAGCUCCUGACGCGGACGACGGUGAAUUUAAUCGCGAGGAGGGGGUUUUUAGAUAGAGAGAGUGGGGUAACGCGGGAGACGUUGGAUGACACGUCGCGCGCGGCGUUUUUGCAAGCGACGAGCGUGUACUUCUUUGCGAGCGGUGUUCGUGAGCUCACAUCGAUUGCGCGGGCAAUCGUCGAGCGCGAGUUGGAAGAUUUCGGCAGAGAAUCGUGGACUAGGGAGGACACGAUCGAUUUCAUGCGGAGGUGUCGAGAGACGAUGAGUCGGGCGCUCUUGGUGCCGAGCGACGUGUUCAGCGAUCCGAAAGCGCUUCCAUUCGAGCGGAAGAACCGCCUUCACGUCAUGGCGCCGCGCGCGUUUCCGUCGUGGGAGUCCAUGCUGUUACCGCCGAAGAAUCCCGAUUUCAACGAAAUUCUAGGCCCCGCUCCAAAGGAUGACGCCGAUGGGCACGAGCUGCAGGUUCGUAAUCUGCGAGACGUAAUGAACGAGACACGGCUUGUUGUGCGUUCACCGCACUUCGUCGUCGCGAUGAACGACGCCAUGCACGCAGCGUGGCGCGCGCACGCUGACGCGCUUCCGCGAGAGUUGUUCGGGGGUACGCGCAGCUCGACAAUCGACGUUGUGGACGCCGCCCAUGUAGUUGACGCGACGACGGAGCGCAUCGCGAGCGACGCAACGUUGUUGGCCGCCAUCGCAAACGAAUCGGGUGUCGUUUUUUUUGGUGAUGCGAUUUGGUGA